CCCUCCACGCCCCCACCUGCCCGGUCCACGCCGAGCUCACUGACAACUCGUGCGCUCCCUGCCCUGGAGCUUCGACCCCCAGCGCCAUGGAAGCCGCUAAUCUUUCAGUGGCCACCGCCAGCGUUGCCCUUGCCCUGGGACCCAAGACUUGCAGCAGUAGCCCAAGCCCGAGCGGGAUACUCAGUUCGACCCCGGGUAAUGCCGUCCUGCCGGGUCGGGAGCCGCCCUUCUCUGUCUUCACGGUGCUGGUGGUGACGCUACUAGUGCUGCUGAUCGCAGCCACUUUCCUGUGGAACCUGCUGGUUCUGGUCACCAUCCUGCGGGUCCGUGCCUUCCAUCGCGUGCCGCAUAACUUGGUGGCCUCGACGGCCGUCUCGGACGUACUAGUGGCAGCGUUGGUGAUGCCACUGAGCCUGGUGAGUGAGCUGUCUACCGGGCGACGUUGGCUACUGGGCCGGAGCCUGUGCCACGUGUGGAUCUCCUUCGACGUGCUGUGCUGCACGGCCAGCAUCUGGAACGUGGCGGCCAUCGCCCUGGACCGCUACUGGACCAUCACGCGCCAUCUGCAGUACACGCUGCGCACCCGCCGCCGCGCCUCGGCGCUCAUGAUCGCGCUCACCUGGGCGCUGUCUGCGCUCAUCGCCCUCGCGCCGCUGCUCUUUGGUUGGGGCGAGGCGUACGACGCUCGGCUCCAGCGCUUCCAGGUGAGCCAGGAACCCUCCUAUGCCGUCUUCUCCACCUGCAGCGCCUUCUACCUGCCGCUUGGCGUGGUGCUAUUCGUCUACUGGAAGAUCUACAAGGCAGCCAAGUUUCGUUUCGGCCGCCGCGGGAGAGCUGUGCUGCCGUUGCCGGCCACCAUGCAGGUAAAGGAAGCACCUGAUGAGGCCGAAAUGGUGUUCACGGCACAUUGCAGAGCAACGGUGGCCUUCCAGGCGAGCGGAGACUCCUGGCGGGAGCAGAAGGAGAAGCGAGCAACCAUGAUGGUGGGAAUUCUGAUUGGCGUGUUUGUGCUGUGCUGGAUCCCCUUCUUCCUGACGGAGCUCAUCAGUCCACUCUGUGCCUGCAGCCUGCCCUCCAUUUGGAAAAGCAUAUUUCUGUGGCUUGGCUACUCCGAUUCUUUCUUCAACCCCCUGAUUUACACAGCUUUUAACAGGAACUACAAUGCCUUCAAGAGCCUCUUUACUAAGCAGAGAUGA
Messenger RNA from Macaca mulatta (Rhesus monkey), 1196 nucleotides. It is a transcript of the gene HTR5B, whose product is annotated as 5-hydroxytryptamine receptor 5B. Gene Ontology annotation, cellular component: plasma membrane. Gene Ontology annotation, molecular function: G protein-coupled serotonin receptor activity. NCBI's taxonomy places the organism in Eukaryota, Metazoa, Chordata, Mammalia, Primates, Cercopithecidae. Gene Ontology annotation, biological process: positive regulation of MAPK cascade; adenylate cyclase-activating adrenergic receptor signaling pathway. The record is from RefSeq and is a predicted model, not a curated record.